Messenger RNA from Lytechinus pictus (painted urchin), 1019 nucleotides. Its product is annotated as 5-hydroxytryptamine receptor 1A-alpha-like. Gene Ontology annotation, cellular component: plasma membrane. The record is from RefSeq and is a predicted model, not a curated record. NCBI's taxonomy places the organism in Eukaryota, Metazoa, Echinodermata, Echinoidea, Temnopleuroida, Toxopneustidae. Bases 8 to 964 code for a protein of 318 amino acids. Gene Ontology annotation, biological process: G protein-coupled receptor signaling pathway. The transcript has 3 exons. Gene Ontology annotation, molecular function: G protein-coupled receptor activity.
AAAGGCCAUGGUGAUGGUAACCGUGUUCGACCACGGGUCUUUUCUUCUUCGGAACAAGAUCAUGUGCUUGGUUAGUGGAAACGUUCUUUUUGUCUUCGGGAACUUUGCGACAGUCAUGGUAAUCUCUGUUGACCGCUAUUUGUCCGUUGUUUGGUCAGACCGGUUCCCUCCUUCGAAGCCAAGAACCAUCGCUUUUAUUGCCAUCACUUGGGUGAUCGCCAUUGGAUCUUCAUUCCCCUCUUUAUUCGGAAGGCUAGCCAAGAUCAGGUACAAGCAGAUGUCUCACGGGUGUGGUCCAGACUGGGAGGGAAACUGUUUCUAUUACAUCAUUUUGAACAUCGCCAUGUUUGCCUUCAUCGUCCCUGCGAUGGUUCUCUGCUAUACUGGUGUGUUCCUGAAAGUGUGGCGUCAAAAACAAGUGCUUCGGUCCAAAGCCUUCAGUAAACCUAGCGUCGUAAGCACUCCCAUGCUCGUACCUCCUGUACAGGACGACGACAACGGUGAUGACUAUAGUAAGGACAUACAAACAGAUGAUGACGACAAUCCGGACGAAGGCACUUCUUCGAUUAUUCUUACUCCGGCAAAUUCAUUGGAUUGUACUCGGUCUUUAAACAUAAAGGACUCCUUGACCAACCAUGUUAAAAGACAAAGCAAAGAAGGUGAGGGUAUCCACCGAGGAACCUUGACAACGGUGAUCAAGAAUAAGAACCACCGGUCCAUGCAGAGGAAACUCAACAUCGAGAAAAGGGUUGCCCUAACUGGGACCCUCCUGGUGCUUACAACUCUCGGGUGCUGGGCGCCAUAUUGCGUCGUUAACUCCUGCGUGCUAUCCCUCCGCAUCCCUCACUGGGUAGUGGUGGCGGCUGUGUGGUUGGGAUCAUGCAACUGCUUAUUGGAUCCUCUCAUCUACACCUUCAUGCAGAGACGAAUUGGAUCACACUAUCGCUGCUUUCGUAGCCACUGAAAAGUUCGACAAAGCCAAUGUUUUUUUUUCUUUAAAUAUGUGAUGCAGUCAAGAC